AUGGUGCCCGAAAUGGAAGCUGCUAUGAACGCGCACAUCACCGACAUGUACUGUUAUUACAAGAACGUUUACCAACGGAUGGAUGUAAAAAAGUGCCUGGCGGGCUCCACUUUCAAUUCUGGCUUCAUUGAAUUUUAUUGCCAAGUGUUCGAAUUUGUAGAAACGUUCACGCGAAUUUGUCCCGAUCUGGAAGCCCUCAUCAGUGAAGAGACGCGGUGAGCCACUUGUGAUCGCUGUUCUCAUACAAUAGUCUUUUGCAUUUCAGAGCCACCAUUUUCCUGAUGCCGAGAUCGAGAGUGUUCGCAAAGGGAUGGCCAGAGUGGAACAGUCAUCGCGGAAGCGAGUACAUGCACGCGAAUCGGCUCACCUGCCCCAACCAGCUGCAGUUCAUCAUGAUGCAAGGGCCUCUGGCGGCGGACAUCGAGUCCAGGAAACGGUCGACAAUUGAGAAAGCGUGGUGGAUGAUGAAAGAGGAGCGGACCGAGUUCAUUGUCAUGUUGUGCAAGACAGUCGAGACUGGUUUGUGCUCGCCGCGAAACGUUCCCACCUCGAAACUCAUUAUUGCAGUGGAACGAGAUGGCCAAACAGUACAAUUAGAAAAGUGUGCUCAGUACUUUCCGGAAGAGCAGGGCCAGAUCUUGCAGUUUGAUAGGCUGAAGGUGACGUGCGCGGAGAAGACGACGCCCAACAGGGAAGUCAUCGUGAGGAAACUGAGUGCCGAGUUUGAGUGAGUUGGACUUGGCCCCCCUUGGAAACAUUUGUUCCUAUUCUACUCGUUCAGAGGGCUGUCCGCGUUCAACGUGACGCACUUCCAACACAUUGAGUGGCCUGACCAUUCGGUGCCAAGAGAAUAUGAUGGCAACAUCUUCAUACUAAAGCAGAUUCGCAAGAGCCUGGAAGCAAUCGUUGUUCACUGUUCCGCCGGAGUCGGACGUACCGGCACUUUUGUCUGUGAGUCGUUUUGUUAUUGUUGGUCUUCUGACACGUCCAACUGGGACGAAUUGCAGACGCCGAAGUCGCUUAUCAAACACUGGCCAACAACGGAUGUAUGGACCCGGCGGCUGUGUUAAGACAAGUGCGUGAUUCUCGUGCGAUGGCUAUCGAGAAGGAGAUUCAACUGGCCUACGGCAACAUGCUUGUUUAUCACUACGCAGAUGUUGUGAGUAGAAUGCACUCGAUCUCAAGCCGCAUCUAUCCAUUAUUUUCAGGGAAUGCUGACGGUGGAAAACGCCCGACAUUUUGAGAGUAUGAAGAACGGAAUGAUCAAGUUCAGAGAAGUCGAGCAUAUUUUGAAUGCCAGAAAUAAAGAGAAGGAUGAAUCCCGGGAAUAUUUGAAGAGAGAGGGCAUGGCGAGGAAGAAGAAUGUGAAGAAGAAUGUGAAGAAGAAUGAGAAGAAGCAUAAGAAGAAGAGCAAGGAUGCGACCGUCGAUGCCACUCAGGACGACGCGUCGGAACUGAGAACGGCCGGCGGAAGUGAAGAUGAAAGUGAAAUGGAGUUCGACCCCGAGUUUGUCGAAGAAAACAAACAUUUGCCCGACAGUUGGCCGUGGCAGCAGCACGACGACGUCCCGAAGAAGGUGAAGAAACGGUCAUGUUGUGUGAUUAUGUGA
This is a messenger RNA of Caenorhabditis sp. 36 PRJEB53466, 1610 nucleotides long. Lineage: Eukaryota; Metazoa; Nematoda; Chromadorea; Rhabditida; Rhabditidae. The record is from the annotation of a GenBank genome assembly.